AUGUCAGAUUUCAUUCCUAAAAUCUCCAAGUAUAGAAAUUCUCUAGCCCAACUGCUGAAAAAAUGUCUUCCAGAAUGGAAUUCUGUCCAUACAGAAGCAGUCCAACAGUUGAAAAAAUUGGUAGAAAAGCUUCCUCCUUUGCAAAUCCCAGGAACAGGCAAACGGAUAUUGCAAAUAGAUGCAAGUGAUGAGUAUUGGGCAGCUCCUCUUUUUGAAGAACUUGAUGGUAAAAGAAAUAUUUGUGGGUAUAAGAAUGGUGCAUUUAAACCUUCAGAAUUCCACUACCACUCUACUUUUAAAGAGAUUCUUGCAGUCAAACAUGGGAUUGAAAAAUUCCAGUUUCAUCUUCUUAGGCAUCACUUCCUGGUAGAAAUGGAUAUGUCUUCCUUCCCUAAAAUGCUUCAGUUCAAAAGGAAAAUGCUUCCACAUCCUCAGUUACUUAGAUGGUCAAAUUGGUUUUCACAAUGGUCCUUUCAAGUCAAGCACAUCAAAGGAAGAGAUAACCUUAUCACUGAUUAUCUUUCCAGAAAGCCACCAGUCCUCAAUACCACAAUUCUCCCUUCCCCCUUAUGUGUAUACCCUGUUACAGAUCCUUCCUCAUCAUCAAAUCCUUCUCCUGCAAUUCUUAGUGAUAUCCUUAACAUGAUAAAGAAUCUCCCUCUAGAAAUAAAAGACCAAAUAAAGACUUUAAACUCUCCAAGCCAGAGCCAAAAGGAUUAUCAGAAUCCUCCAUAA
This is a messenger RNA of Quercus robur (English oak), 735 nucleotides long. RefSeq lists its product as uncharacterized. The record is from RefSeq and is a predicted model, not a curated record. NCBI's taxonomy places the organism in Eukaryota, Viridiplantae, Streptophyta, Magnoliopsida, Fagales, Fagaceae. The coding region runs from base 1 to 735 and encodes 244 amino acids. The transcript has a single exon.